AUGGACCUUCUUCUCGUGAGUCUGAGUUUUAUAAAUGUGGGUUGUUUUUUGGUGACGUUGUUGUACAUAAUGAGAAGAUACAUACCUUUCUGGUUGUCUGAUCUGUUUGAAUGGGGAAAGACGAAGUCAAAUUGGGAUCAGAGUCGCUGGAACAGAUUUCUUCACGUCCCAAACAGGUGAUGGUCACCGGUAUUGUCGGUAUGUGAUAGUCACGUGAUACUCUAAAAAAUAGUAACUGUGGCAACGUCAUCAAUGAUGAUCUUUACCUGAGGAUGUGUCAACUGCUGAAUCGUGGAAGUUUGGUUACUGGUGCAAAGGUUUUCACAGAUGGAAGUGGCCGUGAUAAUUGGGACUCUAAGAUGGGGGGUAGGGCUGGUUAAGGAACAGAGAGCUCAAGGUGAAGGGGGGAGGGGGGAUUUCCUUGGAGUUCUCGGUGGGUGUGCCAUCUUGCUCUUUAAAUCCCGACCUUAGGCUUUCCAUAUGUGACAUCCAUUUUCAGACAUGGCUUCUACUAAUCCUGUAGUAAUAAUAUGUCUAAAAAAACUUCACACCAGUUCCUAUUAAGUCAAGAAUUGGUAAGUUUUACACAGAAAAUUGGUGUGACUGGUGUGUUUUGGUUACAUAUCUUCACCUGUUAUUGAUAUGGAAAUGAAAAGACAAAUUUAAUGUGUUUCUAUGAUGAUGUGGUUUCCUUGAAAACCAAACCCAAUUUUUUAAAGACCACGAUAGUCGAAAGCACAUAAUCAAUUUUUUUUUCAAUUUGACACGAAAUUAUUUCAAAUUUUCCAGUUUCAAUACAGUCAAAAGAAAUCUUAUUUGGGCUGAAUUUUGUUUUUCAGCUGGUUCACUCAUUUUUACAUUGUUGGAAGUUCUCUAUCAUGUGCACUUUUAUGGAUGUUGAUUAUUCAUUGUUUCCACAUCAAGAGUCCAAUCACAGAGUAUUUUCCUCAAAUACUGGACUUACAUUACACUCCAUGUGUUAAUUGCUUUACUGUUUUGGUAUCCCUUCUUCUUCUUUUGGUGCAGUGUUGUCGCAGACUGUUUGAAUGUUUAUUUAUCAGUGUAUUUACAGGCAAGAUUCACUUGUCGCACUAUUUGGUGGGAUUAUUUUAUUAUGUUUUGGAUGCAAUUGCACUUGCUUCACCACUUCUUGGGGAAAAGAAAAUGGACAAAGGUAAAUUUGUACAACUUUAUUUCUGUGAAAUAUUUGUUAGGGAACUGGCCUGGAUGAACCAAAUUUUAAGAUAUUUUUUGCAAAGUGAACAUUUAAAAGCAUUUAAAAUCUGUCAAAUGAACUGUAAUUUAUUUAAGGCCUUAGCAAAUUUGAUAACCAAACAAGUUAUACUACCCAUACGAAACUUGACCAUUUCAGUGACAUUUGCAGUAAUAUUCAAUGCGCUAUCCAGCUUGUGUGCAGAUAUUUUGUCUCUUUUUUUCAAAUCUGCAGCCAGGUCAGGAAGGACAUCUGGUACAAUCAUCUUUGCCAAAAAAUGAGAAUAGAUAGUAAUUGUCUCUCUCCAAAUAACUGCCUCAAUUUCAUGUUUUCCCUGGCAAAAAAUGGAAAUUUCUUUAAGUAUGCAUUAAGGAGAACACUUUCUGAUUCUGUUUAAUUCUGUGGUUUAUUUUUCAAGAUUGGUGUAGCUUGUGCAGAGAACUGCUGUCAGGUUUGCAAAAUUUCAGUGGUAUCCAGUGGCUGGGAAUAGUUGUAUUUCUUUGGGCAAGCUGGCAUCAGUGGAACUGUCAUGUCAUACUGGCAAAGUUACGACACUCUGCAUGUGGGAAAACAGUCAAAGUGUACAAAAUUCCUUAUGGUGACUGGUUUGAUCAUGUCUCCAGUCCUCACUACCUGGCAGAAAUCGUAAUCUACUUUGCUUUCUUCCUGAUACAAAAAGGUCACAAUGUUUAUGUUGGAAUGAUUUUGCUAUUUACUGUGCAGAACCUUUCACUUGGAGCUACAGUGACUCAUAAUUGGUAUAAAAACAAAUUCAAGGAGUAUCCCCAAAAUCGUUACAAGAUAUUUCCAUUUCUCUACUAGGGAACUAGUGGCAGAGUGGUCAAUCUUUGUGUGACUGAGUUCUGUAUCACACAAUUGGAUAAUAAUCAACAUCUCUAUUGGAUUUCUAAUGGUAAUAGGACCAAGUGGAGUCAAUUAACAAAAUCGAACGAGUGUGAAGCAGAAGUCUGAUUUGUUAAUCUCAAGUAUGAUUACAAACAGAAUUGGACAAGAAGAAGUUCUGUUACCAAUUAGUCAUAACCAUUUCAAUUUCAGAAAAAACAAAUGCACCUAGAACAAAUAUCUCCAGUGGAGACAAUGUCUUUUGUUUAAAAUUCCUCCAUUUUGGAAAUUCCUCAGGUUUUCUUUGGAUAAGUGGUUGUUACUAUGGUUAUUAUGAUCAUUUCUGUGAUCGGUGGAUUAGCUGAGUGGACUUAGUAUGAUUGGCUGCUUCAAAUGUCCGAUUACACAUGUCAGAUUUCAGCCAACUGUCUGAUUACACUUUCCUUUACAACUGUACAGAAUGAUUGGUGAAAAAUGAAGCUACGGAUGCACCAAUAAUAUUUGAGGAAUUUGUAAUGGUUAUGAUUAGCUCUGAAAUCACUGGUGAUCCUUGGUAUCUGAUUAAUUCUCGAUGUGAUUUA
Molecule: messenger RNA, 2637 nt
Organism: Pocillopora meandrina
Lineage: Eukaryota; Metazoa; Cnidaria; Anthozoa; Scleractinia; Pocilloporidae
Source: the annotation of a GenBank genome assembly